Molecule: messenger RNA, 828 nt
Organism: Polychytrium aggregatum
Lineage: Eukaryota; Fungi; Chytridiomycota; Chytridiomycetes; Polychytriales
Exons: 1
Coding region: 131-637 (168 amino acids)
Source: RefSeq, a predicted model, not a curated record
CAUUCGAUCUACAAACAGUUUGGAUACUACUUUCCGGUGACCAUCGCGGGCAGUUCGCAGGGUGUCGGAUCGAUCCGGACGGACAUAUCCAUCGUCAUGUGCGUCUGCUGGAGCACGGAGUGUCCACGAGAUGAAUUGCAUUCGACAAGGGGCUUGGAUUGCUCGCGGGUGUGUGCCAGAGCCAUUCGUGGGCGACAUCAACGUCGAGCAGCCUGAUUUCGGCGCUGGUAUGAUGCUGCGGAUGAGCGAGUGUGAGCGAUGCGGAUGGGUAAUGCGGUGGCCAUACGAUUCAUGGUUGCGAACAUUUCGCAUAUGCGGCCCAAAAGCCUCGUUUGGGCAUGUCGCACUGGUGCAACAGCGGUGGGGUGUGGUCUUGCCAGGGUUGGAUUGGCUUGGCUUGGCUUGGGUCGGUCUGGUCUGGUUGCUCUGCUCUGCUCUGGUCUGGUCUGGUCUGCUCUGGUCCGAUGUCCUUCGGGGAUCUGCCCUUCUGCCCAUCAAGCAAGGGGCGUCGCUGUCUCAAUCGCUCGCCGGUAUGUUCGCCACACUGCUCGUUUGCUGGCAGAAGCAUAGACGAUAUGGUGCAGGACAAGCGGGCCGCCUCGGGCGGAAUCUGUCUCCUGUGCCAAUGCCGGUUUGAAGUCUCACUCUGCAUCUGCCGCUCGGCUUGGUCUCAUGCAAGUCCAAGACUCUUGGGAUCGAAGACUCUUGGGAUCGAAGACUUGCAGUCGACUCGGUGCCCUCCUGGUACGCCUGCAAGCCAGUGGGUCCAGAACGGCCAACUGCAGGUGAGCGAAGGCAACGCCCAUCGCCGAGCUGCGGCAGUGGAUC